Thalassophryne amazonica is the source of this 625-nucleotide messenger RNA. RefSeq names its product cytochrome b-c1 complex subunit 6, mitochondrial (gene uqcrh). NCBI's taxonomy places the organism in Eukaryota, Metazoa, Chordata, Actinopteri, Batrachoidiformes, Batrachoididae. Gene Ontology annotation, biological process: mitochondrial electron transport, ubiquinol to cytochrome c. Bases 91 to 375 code for a protein of 94 amino acids. The record is from RefSeq and is a predicted model, not a curated record. The transcript is spliced from 4 exons.
CGUCUGUGCGUGACCUCUCGUCCUCCAGGUAAAGCGCUGCUGCGGUUUUUGUUUCGUCUGACAGGACUUUUUAUUUUCAAGGAUAAAGUCAUGGUUUUAGAAAACAAGAUGUUGGUGUUCGGGGAGCCAGACGACAAGGAGGAGGAUGCACCUGAGGAAGAGGAGGAGGAAGAUCUAGUAGACCCCCUGGACACUGUACGAGAAAAGUGUGAACAAUCAGAACACUGCACCCACCUCAAGGAGCUUUUUGAAACCUGUGAAGCUCGGGUCAACUCAAAGUCCAACACAAGAGAAGAGUGCUCAGAAGAACUCUUUGACUUCCUUCAUGCACGAGACCAUUGUGUCGCACACAGUCUGUUCUCCAAACUCAAAUGACCUGCCUGCCCAACGCUGGGAGCUAUGGAAUCAACUUAACAGCUAAAUCUGUCCAAAUCUGUCAGUUAUUGCUGGCCUGUGUGUUCAUGUAACAAGCUUUGUUGGAGCUGGUCUAAAGGUGUCACUUUACGAUAUUAAACAGCAAUAGUAUAUGCAUUGUCAGAAAUGACCUAAUAAACGCAUGUGAUUUUGGUGUUUUAAAUGGCACUUUUGCCAACAGUUUGGUCACUGAACAAUAAAUAAAAAUGUA